Naegleria gruberi is the source of this 1780-nucleotide messenger RNA. RefSeq lists its product as uncharacterized. The coding region runs from base 165 to 1757 and encodes 530 amino acids. NCBI's taxonomy places the organism in Eukaryota, Heterolobosea, Eutetramitea, Acrasida, Naegleriidae. The record is from RefSeq and is a predicted model, not a curated record. The transcript has 2 exons.
CCAUUCUCUCCAUCAUCAAUAUUAUUAUUAUCAAUUCAUCAAAUACCGAUUUGCCGUUCUUUAUCAGAUGAUGAGUGAAGUAAAACAAUCAUCACAAAUGCAAUCGUGUAUUACCUUCAUUAUUAUCCCUCGGAGAAAAUUCUCUUCAAGAAAAACCCAAGUCAAUGAGGAAAAACAAAGGACAAUCAAAUCUAGCUGGAAAUUUAUUCUUCUUUGGUAAUGAUUCAUUUCAUCAUUGCCUACAAAAACCUUCAAAUACUAAGGCUAAAAAAUUUGAAUCAUAUUAUUUCGGAGCAAGCACCGAUGCUCAAUUUACAAGACAUCAUUAUUUAUUAGAAACCAAUGAAAUUAUUAAAGUUGCGAGUGGAGAUUUUCAUUCCUUAUUCUUAACAAGGGAUAAAAGAGUAAUUGUAGCUGGGAAGAAUAAGAAUGGACAAUUAGGAUUAUAUCACUUUGAUCCAAUAGAAGAACCUCAAUAUUUGGAAUAUGUAGGUGAGGAAAGAAGGCCAUGUCCACCCAUUAGGAAUAUCUACUGUGGAGGUGAUUAUUCCUUUAUAGAGACUGAAGAACAUCAUAUCUAUAGUUUUGGUAAGAACAAAAUUGGGCAAAUAGGUAUAGGGGAUUGUAUGAAUCAACGUGUUUCAAUUCCAACAAGAGUAUCAAUACAGCAAAAAGCAACAACAAAUGGAAGUAGUAGUAGUAGUAGCACAUUAAUACCAGGUGAAAAUCUUCCAGUUAAACUGAUAAGUUGUGGUUGGCAGUCAACUUUUAUUCUAUUUGAGACAGAACAAUUAUAUGUUUGUGGAGAUAAUAGCCACCAAUGUAAUGUACAUCAACAACAACAAAAUACAAGCUACAAACCAAUCAUAAGUUCACAAAAGAAACUAGAGAAAUACUCAUUCCAAAAAAUAGACAUUCCAAACCUUUACGCCUCCUCAUUGAAAAACAAUACAAAGAAUUCCAUUCAAGAUAUUCAAGUUGGUCUGUUUCACACUGGUAUAUUGAUGAAUUCAGGUGAAGUGUGGAUCUCUUGUCCUUGUUGUUGCUCUCCAAUUGAAUUAGAACGAAGAAAGUUCAAGAAGAAGAGUUUUAUGGACAAGAAUGGUAAACUCAUUGUAACAGAAUAUGGUGAUGAUUUGCUUAAAUCAUUCAAGUUAAUGCACAUGGCUUAUUUGUCGACGUUUCUUUGUACACACAAUGAUGUAAUGUAUGUUUCUGGAGUAAAUUAUUGUGGCAGUUUGGGAGUGGGAUCAGAUGAUUUGCUUGCCUAUAAGAGGUUUACUGAAUCACCUUUACUUUCUCAAAUUGAGGCAGAAAAGAUUUAUGGUACAAAUAGGACGAUUAUGGUAACCAAGCAAGGUCAUGUUUAUGUUUGUGGUAGUAAUUGUCAGGGAGAAUUAUGCUUGGAUCCAACAACUCAUAGCUGUGAAAGUAAUGGAAAGUCUUGUCCCUGUGGAGCUGAUGAUUGUUUCAGAUCUUGCAUUUCUGCGCCUGCAAGAGUUCUCCUAUUGGAAAAUGAAGUUAAUAAGAGAAGAAAUGCCAAACUUGAAAUGUCAUGCGGUUCGUUUCAUACCAUUGCUUACUUUAGGUCGUGUGAAACUAAGGAUAUGUCAUUCUUUUAUAAUCAAUUGUAUAGUCAACUUGUAAAUAGUGAGCACUCAUUCUCAGAUGUUGAUAUUAAUUUUUCAACGAAGAGAGUGCAAUUUGAAGAAGUUUUAGACGAGUUUGUAUCACCCACAAAGAGGGUUAAAAUGUAAUAAAUUUAUCAAAUACUUGUUUU